CAUUAAUUGCACUAAUGGACGAGGACGAAUCUUGUCGAAGUGAGGCUGCAAGUAUUCCCACUGUAGGUAUUCUUGCUGCAAUCUUUGCAAUAGGAUUUACUGGCAACAUCUGCACUUGUCUGGUUAUUAUCAGAACAAAAUCCCUGCACACGCACGCUAACUACUGCUUGUUGACUCUUGCUGCCUUGGACUUAAAUCUCCUUUUUACUUGCACAGUAAAAAUAUAUUACUCAAUCAGCUGCGAGUAUGACGAAUAUUGGAAGAUUGUGAUCUACAUAAAAGAGGGAUAUGGUCUUCUGUCAAUAACUAUUAUUUGUGCGUUUACAGUGGAGCGAUGGCUGGCUGUACGCCAUCCUUUACGAAUGAAUGCAAAAAUGAAAAAUUUUUGUUUUGUUUUCUCCUUCAUCAGCGUCGUGGUCUUGACAAUCAUCGCAUAUUUGAGGAUUGAUGCUCUCAAUUCUAUGGAUGACGAGAUCGAAAACAAUACUGAGUACUGCGAAACUGAAGAAUGUGAAAGUGCAGUGGAAUCUAUUCAGUACGCAACAGUUUCAUUAUUCAUUCUUUCAUAUGUAAUCCCAGUCAUAAUUCUUGCAACAAUGUGUUAUCAAAUUGCGGCCUCUGUGCGCUCAACAUCCUGCAAUACCCAGACAUGCAUUAAAAAAACUCCCAACAAGAUGAAAAAACUCCUUAUAGCUGUAGUAGUGUCUUUCUUGAUUUGCUGGUCACCUCAUCAGAUAACGCUAGUAAUUAUAGCUUUUAAAGUUGUGGAAUUUGAGAAGUCUGUAUUCGAUGUCAUUACAAACAUAUCAGAAUGCUGUUUGUACCUAAACUGUGCCGUGAAUCCUAUACUAUACAACAUGUUUUCAAGAAAUUUCCGGAGAGCGCUUCAGAAUAUGAUCAGUGGUGGACCAAAUGCAACAGCGAAAGCGACUUGUUCUGCUUCCGUUGCGCUAAGAAAAUCUACGCUUCAGAAAGAAGUGACAGAGCAGGUCAUCUUAUCCAAAUCACCAUUUAUCGAAGAGACAGCAAAAACAAUAGACGAACUGAAUCGCGAAAAAGAAGAGCACUCACAGAUUAUUCAACAGAUUAAUCAGGACAAAUCCAACUUAAAGAAACAGAUGGCGAUGCAGGUACGAGCAACGCGAAAGAAAAAUCCAGCUAAAUGUGGGCUCGGCGAGGAAGCGGUCGUUCAUCCUGAUGGCAUUCCACAUGCUGAUUUCGAAGCUCCCGACCCCGCCCGCACAUCUGGCCGCUUCCCUGUGGAAGGGCCUUUCGGGGCUGAUGCCUCCUAUAAUGUCCCGCGAUUAAAUGAUAAUGGCUACGCAAUUUCGACCGCCUCCUGCGGUGCCCCCACACCUCAAGGCUGCCGACCAUCAGAGCCCUUCGAUCGUUUCAGACUUGUCAAUCGUGUUCCCAAUAAAUCUACCAAAAAUGCAUCGAUUUGUCCGAUGUCACGUUAUCGUGUUAGCUGGUCAUGUGCUUCUAUUGACGUCAUCGACAAUAGUAAACCUGGGAUCAAGGAGUGA
This is a messenger RNA of Cylicocyclus nassatus, 1526 nucleotides long. Lineage: Eukaryota; Metazoa; Nematoda; Chromadorea; Rhabditida; Strongylidae. The record is from the annotation of a GenBank genome assembly.